UAAUUUUAUUAUAUCGCUCAUAAAUGAAAUCUCGAAUAUUUUCUGAAUAACUUAGAAAUAAUAUUAAGCUAAAUGUUAACAUAUAACUGAGUAGAUUAAAUAUCAAAUUAAAAAUACAUAAGUACCUAUCGCAUCUGAUUUAUGUAGUUUGUUAUGUUAAAUUGUUUAAUUAAGUAUUUAAAUGUUAUUCUGAACUUUGUUACGUCUUGUUUGAAUAGUGUAAUUGGUACUACCGUUCUAUGAAUAAAUAAAUAUCUUAAACCAACUAUCUCCAAAAUUUUCAAAAUUAAUGUAAUUUAAUUUUCUAAAACAUACAGUGGAAUAUUUUUCAUUCGGAUAUUGCAUCAUGGUCACGUCGUCAACGUGGCCGCAGGUCCGAAGUGCGUUUCUGUAAAAAUGCUUGCGCGCACUGCAACAGGGCUGCCACGAGUUCCGCACGGUUCGCGACUGUGUAAUUAUGGAUGCAUCACCUAUAUUAGAAUCAUUUAGUCUAGUUUCACUGUAACAAUAUUAUUAACAAUGAUCGUUAUUAUUAGCCAUUUUAUAAUUAUAUUUGAUUAAAAUAUUUUUAUUGUAUAAGUAUCUCAAAUCAAACAUAAUAUUCAUAUGAUUUCCACUUCAAUUCCGAUAAUGAUAUUUAAAAUAUUAGUAAGUAUCUCUGAGUAUUUUUUAUAUACAUUAAUCUUGUGAUAUUUUUCUAAAUAACUUUUGAUGCACGUUGCAAUCAUUUUCAAAUACAUAAUAAUGUAUAUGUUGUCUUAUUAUGUUUUAAAUCAUAAUUAUAGCGACGAUUAAUAAAAAAUAGUACUUUGUUAUAUACAUAAGUGCCACUUGUGGUCUAAACUGAAAAAAUAUUUUUGAUUCUGAUUUUUGAUACCCUCAAGUGCUACGCGGCGGCUUUUCAAACGAAAUAUUUAUAUUAUGUGUGUUUUAAAUAUCAUAUGAAUGAAUCAUAUGAAUAAUCAUGGUGUUUCUUAACAAAACAUUUUUGUCAACCCUAACACAUUUUGCGGAUCUCUGCAAUAAUUUUCAAAUAAAUUGGAAUCGAUUCGACCCGAACUUCAUUCUGUGCUUCAUCUACUGCUUCGUGCAUCAGAAGAACCGUCAACCAACAAGGAACCGCUCCCCAGUGCUCCAGACCUAGUGCUCCAGACCUAGUGCUCCAGACCUAGUGCUCCAGACCUAGUGCUCCAAACCCAGUGCUCCAGGCCCAGCGCUCCAAGUAUUCCGAGUGAGUUUCUAUCAUCUAACAAACACAAUGUGAGUACUCAUGACUAUCUUCUAGUCUUCACUAAACUUCUAGAACUUAGAAUUUUUCUGAGACCUCUCGUCAUCAGCGACGACCACUUUAAAUAAAUAUGGAACUGUACUUAUUAAUUUGAUUCGAUGUUUGUAAAGUUAAAGUUUUCUAGUUACUAAUGAAUUUACUAAGGAUUACCUGCGGAUUCAACCGCGAAAUAAUUCAGUUCGUCUUACACAUUACUUAUAUUUAUAAACUAAUUAUUUUCAGGUCUGACUCCGAGUACGAAUCUGCAAUUGUCGAGAGUCGCAUCUCAAAGUCAGAGAGGAGGAACCCAGCUCUUAUUAUAAGAUCUGACUCCGAAGCUGAAAACGGGACUAGACGAGAUCAGGCAAAAACAUCUAAGAAGAAGUCCAACAAUCGAGCCCCGUCAAAGUCUGAUUCAGAAGACGAUCAGCCUUCCAAGCGUAGCAAGGCAAAGACAACCAAGAGGAAGUCGACAACAUCACGAUCUUCAAAAACCGCUACGCCAAAGAGACGGAACACCAAAAAAGAAGAGGAUCUGUUCGGGCUGGUCUCUGAAGACGAGGAAGACGCAGCUCACGCAAACGCGUCUCGCCGAGCGCCGUCGAGCCAGCUGCCGAGCUCCAUCAGCAGCAAGGUCGCGGACGGGUCGGUGCUGCGGCGCGCGCAGCUGAGCGGCCGCUACUACGCCGAGCUGCGCCUCUACUCCACGCGGGACGCGCUCGACACCCGCCCCGAGACCCGCUACACCAAGGCGCUCGUCACUUUGAAGCUCCAGCUCGACCCGGACCAGCCCGAGUGGGACUUGCUUCAAAAGUUCCUCAGGAGAGCCAAGACGACGUACUUUGCGGAUAGCGUGCCGGUGUUUUAUAAUAAUAAGAUUAACUGAAUUGUAAAUAAAAAUAUACAUAUUAAUUAAGUCUAAUUUACUUACUUAUAAUUUACGUAGGUACUUAAUAAUAAAUGAAUUAAAACCUAGUGUUAUAGUACUUAAUUAACCUCGGUACCUAGCCCAAACCACGUUUCGACGAACUCACAUAUUUCAGCAAGUUACAUAAUACAUUAGUAAAUAGGUACAUUACAUAAAAUCAAUAAAAGUAAAGUUUUAUUAGCUACAAAAUAAUUCCAAUCUUUAGAAGACAGGUUCCGAGGUUAAUUAAAGUUCAUUACUGGUUAAGUUAGGUUAGUUAAAGUUAAUUACUGGUUAAGUUAGGUUAACUAAGAAGAUGCCCUUCUGCUCUGGGUGUGCCGUUCAAGUUGAUAGAAGGAAAUGGGUUGGCCACUUGCGGAGCACCGCGCACAAGAACAAGUGCGCGGCGGUCGCUCAGGACGGAGUCGUUGAAGUCGCGUCUGCGUUCCGCGGUCGCAUAGCCUCCUACAGGUUACCGGUGACGACCGAAACGGAACAUUCUUUUCCAGACUUAUUUUUAAAAAGCGUAGAAUUCAAACUCUACAAACUUUUACAGAGUUCUCUUAAAAAACAUGUAAGCAUCAAAGUAAAUUUAGAAUAUUUUGGUAAUUUCCUUUUGUUCAAAAAUAACGAACAACAAAUAAAAUCGUUCGCAACUAAAAAUAUUAUUGUUCAUCGUAACUUUGAAUUUAAGCGCUUAUUUACAUCAGUAUUAAAUAUCAUAAAAAAGAAGGUUGAAGAGUUUCAGGAACGUGAUAGUGGAUGGACUUUUCUGAGUAAUGUUUAUUUAGAAGUAAAUAUUAACAAAUAUGAUCCAUUAUGUGGAUCUGGGUCGACUUAUGUUGAUUUGCCACCAGUGAUAAAGAAGAAAAAAGCGUGUGUCAAUAUUAAAAAUGACGAUAAAUUCUGUUUUUUGUGGAGCAUAGUCGCUGCGAUUUAUCCUGCUCAAAAGAACUGUGACCGAACUUCGUCAUAUCCACACUUUAAACGGGUGCUCAACAUCGAAGGUAUGUCUUUUCCUGUAACUUUUGACGAUAUAGCGCUUUUUGAAAAAAAUAAUCCAACUUUAAGUGUUAAUGUUUAUUCCUUAAAUAACAAUAAAUGCGUUGUGGGUCCUAUUUACAGAUCUGAAUUUAAAUCAGACUCUAGAAAAAGAAUUAACUUGCUUCUCUUUGAGGACAAUGUACACUCGCAUUUCGUUUUAAUAAAAAAUUUGCCCCGUUUGGUUCGGAGUCAAAUCACAAAGCGUAACGGUAAGUUACAUUUUUGUGAAGACUGUUUAUUAUUUUUUACUUCUCAGAAUAGCAUCGAUAAACAUAUCUGUAGUGGUGUUACAACAGUACUUCCCGAAAAAGGUAGUUAUCUUCAGUUCAAAAAUUUUGAAAGGAAACAAGAUGUUCCUUUCGUUAUUUACGCAGACUUUGAAACCAUCCUUGAACGAUAUCAAGGAUGUGAGCCCGAUCCUCUUGCUAGUUUUACAACACCGCGUCAACGACAUAUCCCAGCAGCUUUUGCGUAUCAAAUAAUUUGUUCCUUUGAUAAUACUUUCAACAAAUUUGUUCAAUAUCGCGGUCCAGAUUGUAGUGAAAAGUUCUUAAAAAAUCUUUAUGAAGACAUUACAAAUAUUUAUAAUAUUUUGAACGUUGAAAUUAGAAUGAUUUUUACCGAAAACGAUAAGGUAAAGCAUUCACAAGCCGACGUGUGUCACAUUUGCGAUAACCUACUGAUCGGAGACAAGGUGCGAGAUCAUUGUCACCUUACAGGUAGAUAUCGUGGCGCAGCACAUCAAUACUGUAAUUUGCGAUACAAUGUCCCUAAGUUCGUACCGGUAUUUUUUCAUAACCUGUCCGGUUACGAUUGCCAUUUGUUUAUUAAAGAAUUAGCUGACAGCUUAGGCCCUAUUAAAGUAAUACCUAAGAACAAAGAAAAUUAUAUAUCUUUUACUAAAUUCCUUACCUUACCAAAUGGAAAAUUUGGACAAAUCCGAUUUGUAGAUUCAUUUAAAUUUUUAGGAACUAGUUUAGAAAAAUUAGUAAGUGGUUUACGUAAAUCUGAUUUAUUUCAUUUGAAAAAUCAUUUUCCUAAUGACAACAAAUUCAGUUUAUUGACACGAAAGGGAGUUUAUCCCUAUGAUCACAUAUCAGACUGGGAAUCAUAUUCAGAAGAAACACUUCCCAAUAAAAAACAAUUUUAUAAUUCCCUUACCAAUGAGGAUAUAAGUGACUCAGACUAUGCUCAUGCCAAAACUGUCUGGUCCGUUUUUAAUAUUAAAAAUAUUGGAGAGUACACCGAUCUUUAUCUUCAAACAGACGUACUUCUUUUAUCGGAUGUAUUUGAAAAUUUUCGACUUGUCUGUAAGCUUAACUAUCAGUUAGACCCUGCUUUCUAUUUAACAGCUCCAAGUUUGUCUUUUGAUGCGAUGUUAAUGAAGACUGGUAUACAGUUAGAAUUGUUACAUGAUUUAGAAAUAAUCCGUCUUUUACAAAAAGGUAUACGAGGAGGUAUCUGCAUGUGUUCUACCAGACAUAGCAAAGCAAACAAUAAGUACAUGUCGAAUUAUGACGAGUACAAGCCUGACUCUUAUUUAGUGUACAUUGACUGUAAUAACCUCUAUGGCUAUAGUAUGUGUCAGCCUCUGCCUGUAUCGGAUUUCAGAUUUUUGAAUAAAAAUGAAAUAGACCAGUUAAAUAUUUUAACGGUACCUGACGAUGCGGACACCGGUUACAUUCUUGAAGUAGAUUUGUUGUACCCAGAAAACUUACAUUGUGACCAUAACGAUUAUCCUUUCUGUGCCGAAAAGUUUGUACCGCCAGGUGGACAUACAUCAAAAUUAAUACCUAAUCUUUAUCCGAAAUUUGAAUACGUAAUUCAUUACGUUCAUUUAAAAACAUGUAUCAGUCAUGGGCUUAUCUUAAAUAAAAUUCAUCGCGUUUUAUCGUUCAAACAAAAUGCCUUUUUAGCUAAAUACAUUAAUCUUAAUACAGAAUUGAGAAAAAAAGCUACAACUCCUUUUCAACAAGAUCUUUUCAAACUGUUAAAUAACUCUGUUUUUGGAAAAACGUUAGAGGAUAAUGAACGUCGUGUUGAUGUUAAAUUAGUUAAUCAAUGGCGUGAUGACUCAAAUAAAACUAAAAAGCAACUAAGCGCUGAUAAGUUAAUCGCACGACCAAACUUUCACAGUGCUACAGUAUUUUCUAAAAAUUUAGUUGCCGUUCAGAUGAAACCUGAAAGAAUAAUUUUGGAUAAACCUAUUUACAUAGGAUUUUCAGUAUUAGAACUGUCCAAAAGUCACAUGUACAAUUUCCAUUAUUCAGUCAUAAAACCGCACUAUCAAGACAGGGUACAGUUAUGCUAUACCGAUACCGACAGUUUCAUUUAUAAAAUUGAAACUAAGGACUUUUAUCUAGAUCUAAAUACCCACUUUCUCAGUUACUUUGAUACUAGUAAUUAUGAUUCAGAAAAUCUUUUUAAUUUGCCAGUAGUGAACAAAAAAAUUCCGGGAUUGUUUAAAGAUGAAAUGGGCGGUGAAAUCAUAACAGAAUUUGUAGGUCUUAGGUCAAAGUUAUACUGUGUUAAAACGGAAUCAAAACUUAUUAAAAAAGCUAAGGGUGUUAAAAAAAGUGUAAUUAAAGACUUGACUUCAACUGACUAUAAAAAGGUUCUGCUUCAUGACCAAAUAAUACGUAAAAAGAACAUAUUGUUCAGGUGCAUCAAACAUGAAAUUUUCACUCAAGCAGUGAACAAAAUUGCUCUAUCAAAUGAGGACGAUAAACGAUUUGUACUUCCUGACAAAAUCUCCACUAAAGCAUGGGGGCAUCAAGAUUUAAUGUUUUAAGUUUAAUGUGUUAAGUAAAUUAAGUUUUAUAAUAUAAGUAUGCAAUAGGUGUAUAGAUAAAUAAAUAUGAUUUUAAUGUAAAAUUACUAACACCAUUAGUUUUUAAUUUACUAACACAAGAUUUAUUCAUAACUGUACAUAAUAAUUGCUAAAUAAAGUCAUAAGUAAAGAGAUUAA
Molecule: messenger RNA, 6186 nt
Organism: Ostrinia nubilalis (European corn borer)
Lineage: Eukaryota; Metazoa; Arthropoda; Insecta; Lepidoptera; Crambidae
Exons: 4
Coding region: 1419-2153 (244 amino acids)
Source: RefSeq, a predicted model, not a curated record